Vigna unguiculata (cowpea) is the source of this 1780-nucleotide messenger RNA. Its product is annotated as G2/mitotic-specific cyclin-1-like. The record is from RefSeq and is a predicted model, not a curated record. Lineage: Eukaryota; Viridiplantae; Streptophyta; Magnoliopsida; Fabales; Fabaceae. Gene Ontology annotation, biological process: mitotic cell cycle phase transition. Gene Ontology annotation, molecular function: cyclin-dependent protein serine/threonine kinase regulator activity.
CCAGACAAAUACCCCAUGGUUUCAGUCAUUCAGUGUGGUGCUUGUAGUGUCACUGUUAAUUAGUGUAGAAGAGUACCUACCCACUUCCAUUUCCUCCUCCAUUACAUGCCCUUCUCCCUCUGAUCGUAGUCUAGUGGUGGUUCUUUGUUUCUGUGUGUUCAUCCACAAUGGUUAUAUCAGAUGAGAACAGAUCUAAACCAGUGAACCCCACUAGUUUUCAAGGAGGGAUGAAUCAUGGGGGAAACAGAAAGGUGGGGCAGAACAGAAGGGCGUUGAGCGUGAUCAAUCAGGAUCUGGUGGCCGAAGGAAGACCUUACCCUUGUGUUGUUAACAAGAGAACAUUGGCAGAAAAACAAGAUAUGUGUGAGAAGAAGCAGGCGGAUCCGGGGCAUCGACCCAUCACAAGGAGGUUUGCUGCACAGAUUGCUAGCACACAGCAAAAUCGUGUUGAGGGAACCAAGAAGUCAAACUUGGGAAAUUCAAAUUCAAAUGGAUUUGGAGAGGUUAUAUUUGUUGAUGAUGAACUCAAGCCAACGGAUGACCAACCAGUGCCAAUGUCUUUAGAACAGACAGAGCCAGUGCAUAAUGAAGUAGAUCAGAUGGAGGAAGUUGAGAUGGAGGAUAUAAUUGAUGAGACAGUUUUGGACAUUGAUAUAUGUGACGCAAAUAAUCCCCUUGCAGUGGUGGAUUAUAUUGAAGAUCUUUACACCUACUACAGAAAAAUGGAGGGUUCUAGUUGUGUCUCACCCAAUUACAUGACACAGCAAUUUGACAUUAAUGAAAGGAUGAGGGCUAUACUCAUUGACUGGCUUAUUGAGGUGCACGACAAAUUUGACCUCAUGCACGAGACAUUGUUUCUAACUGUUAAUCUUAUAGACAGAUUUCUGGCAAAGCAGACAGUGGUAAGAAAGAAACUUCAGUUGGUUGGACUAGUUGCAAUGCUUCUGGCAUGCAAGUAUGAAGAAGUUUCAGUUCCUGUGGUGGGGGAUCUAAUUCUCAUAUCAGACAAAGCAUACACAAGAAAGGAGGUUCUGGAUAUGGAGAAGUUGAUGGUCAACACAUUGCAGUUUAACAUGUCUGUGCCAACAGCAUAUGUUUUUAUGAAAAGAUUCCUAAAGGCUGCUCAAGCAGACAGAAAGCUUGAGCUACUUGCUUUCUUCCUGGUAGAGCUAUCUCUAGUGGAAUAUGAGAUGCUGAAGUUCCCUCCAUCAUUGUUAGCAGCAGCUGCUGUUUACACAGCACAAUGCUCCAUUUAUGGCUUCAAACAAUGGAGUAAAACAUGUGAAUGGCACUCCAAUUACUCAGAAGAUCAGCUAUUAGAGUGCUCUACAUCAAUGGUUGAUUUUCAUCAGAAGGCUGGGAAUGGGAAACUUACUGGGGUACAUAGAAAGUACUGUUCAUCUAAAUUUAACUACACUGCAAAAUGUGAACCCGCACGUUUUCUUGUGGAGAACUCGUUGUAGCAGGCCAUGUAUAGCCACUAACAAAACACCAUCAUCAUGAUAUGAUACACUUGACUAUGAUAAUUGGGGGGCCAUUUGGUUGAUGCAUGCAUGCACAUGAAUGUGAGCAACUUAGGUUGCACUUAUUAUAUGUUGUGUCUCAAGUGUCGGGUUUGUCUUAAGUAUUUUGUUGUUCUAUCUAAACUACUCAUGUUAUUUUUACUUUCUGUUAUGUUCUAAAUGAACAGAACAUACUUGAGUCGUGUAUUUCUCUUGUUCCCAUUGAACAAAAUAAUGAAAACCAUGACAUACAAACAACUUCAUUCAUUCAACAAGUA